Podospora anserina S mat+ is the source of this 1785-nucleotide messenger RNA. RefSeq lists its product as uncharacterized. Gene Ontology annotation, molecular function: oxidoreductase activity; copper ion binding. The transcript is spliced from 4 exons. The record is from RefSeq and is a predicted model, not a curated record. Bases 1 to 1785 code for a protein of 594 amino acids. Lineage: Eukaryota; Fungi; Ascomycota; Sordariomycetes; Sordariales; Podosporaceae.
AUGGGUGUCAUUGGCAUAGUCAAGGGGCUUACCAACUUUGCUGCCCUGGCCCUUUCUAAUACCAAACCGGCGUUACCUCAGAAGAGGACAAAUGGCGCCUCUCUUCUUGGGACGUUAUUAUUCCCACUGAUUCCUUUCAUGCUUACCAACAACCCUCUUCCUGACGGCUAUCCAUGGGGCAAGCUCACAGACUCGGGGACCAACCCUUAUGUCGAAAACCCACACACGGGCGUGACGAGAUACUACGACUUCACAAUCAGCCGUGGGCUCAUCGCCCCAGAUGGUUAUGAACGCGAAGUUCUUCUUGUCAAUGGUGCCUUUCCUGGGCCUUUGAUCGAAGCAAACUGGGGUGACAUGAUUGUUGUCAAUGUGAGGAACAACAUCACCAACCCCGAAGACGGCACGGCUAUUCACUGGCACGGCUUCCUGCAAACAGAAACCCCAUGGGAAGAUGGAGCACCGGGUAUCUCGCAAUGCCCUAUCCCGCCCGGAACCAGUUAUCGAUACGAAUUUCUUGCCAGCUUGUACGGUUCGACGUGGUAUCAUGCUCAUUACUCUGCUCAAUAUGCUGGUGGUAUUGUUGGACCGAUGGUCAUUCAUGGUCCUACUCAGGCCAAGUACGACGUUGAUCUUGGUCCCAUUCUUCUGAGUGACUGGUAUCACAAGGAAUACCAUGACAUCGUCGAAGAGAUGCUCAAACCCAACGGCAGCCCUCGUGUGGUGUCAGACAACAACCUGAUCAAUGGCAAGAUGAACUUUGACUGCUCAACUGUUGCCCCGGGGGACAAGACGCCCUGCACCAACAACGCUGGUAUCUCCAAGUUCAGGUUCCAAACCGGCAAGACCCACCGUCUCCGCCUGGUCAACACCGGUGGCGAUGGCGUCCAGCGUUUCACCAUCGACGGCCACACCUUCACCGUCAUCGCAGAAGAUUUCACCCCUGUCAAGCCAUACAAAACCAACAUGGUCAUCCUCGGCGUGGGUCAACGCACCGACGUCCUCGUGACCGCCAAUGUCGGCAAACCUGACUCGGCUUUCUGGAUGCGUUCCAACCUGACCAACUGCUCCCCCAACCGUCAACCCAACGCCGUAGCAGCGGUGUAUUACGACAAGGCAGACACAGACAAGGCGCCCACCAGCCAAGCGUGGAACAUCCCCGAGGACCCCUCCUGCACAAACGAAGACCUGGCCAAGACAGAACCGCUGUACCCCAUGGCCGUCCCCAAACCGACAUACACCCAGACGAUGGAAAUCGAGCUCUUCAAGAACGCGUCCGACGUCACGCUGUGGAAGUUCAACGGCGUCUCGAUGAGGACUCACUACAAUGAACCUGUCCUGCUUGUCGCAAACGAGGGGAAUUUCACCUUUCCGAGAGAGUGGAACGUGGUGAACUACUACAGCAACUCGUCAGUUCGGAUCAUUGUGCGGAACCGCUCCGCCGGACCUCACCCAAUGCACCUCCACGGCCACAACCCCUACAUCCUGCACGAAGGGCCAGGCGACUGGGACGGCAUCAUCACCCGCCCUUCCAACCCCCACAGGAGGGACGUCCACAUCGUCCGGGGCAACGGCCAUCUCGUCAUGCAGUUUGACGGGAACCCGGGCAUCUGGUCGUUUCACUGCCACAUCGUCUGGCACGCGAGUGGUGGCUUUCUGGCGAACUUGGUGGUGGAACCGAAAAAGGUGGACUGGCUGAGGAUACCGAGGGAUGUGGAGCGGAAUUGCAAGGCGUGGGAUUGGUGGACGAGGUUUAAUGUUGUGCCGCAGAUUGAUAGUGGUGCGUAA